Saccharomyces cerevisiae S288C is the source of this 1119-nucleotide messenger RNA. RefSeq names its product Grh1p (gene GRH1). The transcript has a single exon. The record is from RefSeq and is marked reviewed. Gene Ontology annotation, cellular component: cytoplasm; Golgi apparatus. Bases 1 to 1119 code for a protein of 372 amino acids. Lineage: Eukaryota; Fungi; Ascomycota; Saccharomycetes; Saccharomycetales; Saccharomycetaceae.
AUGUUUAGAAUAGCUAAAAACCUCGUACGGACUUUUGAGCAGAGCGUGCAAGAUACCCUGGCACUCUCGCAGGACUCGAGCAAUCUGGACGCUUUCUUUCAGUCUAUACCACCAAAUUUGUUGUCUGCUCAGUUGGAAUCACCCGUAGAUGCGGUUUCUGAAGGUGUUAAGCACACCAACGUCAAUGAAACGCUUUCCGGUCUCCGCAUUGUUUGGGUGGACGAGAUGCAGUUCCAACUGCAGUCCUUUUUCGACUAUAUAGUAGGUUUCAAUGAUGAUCCGGUGCCGGUGGUCAGUAAUCAACACGGAUUUUCGUACCCAGAUUACCGUCGUAUCACAUCCAUCUUCAAUGAACACUGUGGCCGAACUUUGAAGGUCAACAUAUGGUCAGCUAAAGGAGGCACGUUCAGAGACGAGUAUAUCAGCAUUAUAUCGAAGGAGAGCGACGAUUUGGACGAUGUUUCUCUAAACCAUGACGAGAGGAGGCCAUCUAGUGGGGAAGCGCACCAGUUCCAAGCACUCGGGUUCAAAGUCCAAUGGACGCCUUUGAUAGCUUCCACUUUCACAUACCAUAUCCUGAACGUGAACAUCCCAGAUGGACCCGCCCAAUCGGCAGGGCUCAUCCCAGAUGAAGACUACAUUAUCGGCUGCCAAGAUGGCCUGUUGGCCACGGGAGGGGAGACGCUUUUACAAGAUAUUGUUAGAUCAAGAGCAAACUACGAUCUGGUCCUUUAUGUCUACAACAAAGUUUCUGACUGUGUGAGACCAAUCACAGUUCAUAUAGGUCCCGACGGCAGGUUGGGUUGCAACGUUGGAUACGGGUUUCUUCACAGGAUUCCAACAGUAAAGCACUGUCCACAACAAGCACAGCAGCAGGGGCAAGAUGACAACCCUGUUCCUGUUCCUGUUCCAGUAGAAUCUGAGACGGCUUUUGUGCCAUCAGCAUUCACAGCACCACCGGUGCCAACAAAGAAGAAAUCAAAAAAUAAAAAGGGUACCCAGCCAUUGGCAAUGGAUGACUAUUUUAAUGAAGGCAGAGAUAAGUCAUCUACCGCUGCGAAGUCAGCAGAAUCUGACAUCCUCGCCCCACCACCACAAAAACAGUCAUCCUCUGAUUAA